UUAAUAUCAAAUAUGAGAAUUAUAAUUGAGUAUGAUUUUUGUCAUUGCAGUAUGAAGCUCUAGUGACUUUAUUUUAUGAGGAUCGAGUAAUUCUGUGUGAAAAAAGAUAGGAUUGCCUUUAUUUUUGAAAUUCUCAUAUUUAAAAAAAAUUAUAUUAAUUUAAAAGUUUCACAAUCCAGAAGCACACAGAAAAUUCAAAGCACGCAAAUUCAAUUCUUAUCGUGUAUUUAUAUUUGCUAUUUGAUUACCGCGACUGUCAGGAAGUCUGAUAAAAAUACCACAUCCUGAAUCAUGAGAGUAAUUAUAAUAUUACUCUAUUAGAAGUAUAGUUCGCAUCGUGUGUAACAGUUGUGCAGUAAUAUAAUUGCGCAAUAAUACAGCUACACAAGUACAUAGAUCAGAAGAAUUGUUAGGUAUAAAUACACCUUGUGUGUGUGGCGGUUCAAUUAUUACAUUUCUCUCAACAUAAUACAGCACUAAUAAAGUAACACGAGUCAAGAGAAGUGCAACGUGAGACACGCUGGAGAGAAAAAGACUGAAUUCCACGAGGGUACAAUGACGUCCAAGCUUGCGAUCAAGCAUAAAGACUCCCUCGUCUUGAAGGAAAACAGACCGCAAGGAAAGAACGGCGUGACAGAACAGUCCAAGCUGAAGAUAUGCGAGCAACUGUCGUUGCCUUGGUUAACCUUGGGCGUGUUCUUGAUCUACUGGCUCGUCCUCUGUCCUCUAACUUGGGCCAUAAGCUACUACUUUUGGCCGUUCCCGUACUGGCCUCCGGCUAUGACUUAUCUCUUCUGGAUAGUCGCAUUUGUGAUCUGGCUCGUGAUCACGUGCGGGCUGAUAAUCUUCUGGCGACGUCUCCAAGUUGAACAAAGCCUUGAAAUUAACACGACCCCGAAAUACGGCUCGGAUAGCGAGAGGAGUCCUCUGAGCGCCCAUCAGAUAUUAUCCGAAGACGCGGAAUUUCUCGAGACGGAGAAGCGGAACGAUUCCCACGAGUCCGAAUCUAAGAAGAGCGAUCGAGGAAAUCACCUCAAGAGGGAACUGCCGCCUUUGGUGAUACACAAACAAAUAUCCGGUGAAAACAUGGAAGAUACGUCUGGGACGGUACGUGUCGAGGACGAUGAGAGAAGUGGCUUGAAUCACAUCGCCAGUGAUUACGCCGAGAAGAGCGCCUUGCAGGAUUAUCUGAAGCUGGUGACGGUAUCGCCCUCGGAGGAGGUCGAGGUGAAAUCCCCGAGGACGCCGAUGUCGCCGAGGGAGUUGUUCUUCAUCGACCUGAUCCGCGAAGCGGAGAGGGCCGAGAGCGCAGGAACGCGCUUCUUCCCGAGCGAAGCGACUGAGAACGUUGAUGCAAAAACCAACCACGUGAAUGGUACAACGGGUGGAGAGGAUACGGCGGAGCACAGAAAGGACAUGAAAGACGCGGAGGAUGCAAAGAUAGACGAGGAUAAUAAAUGGAGAUCAAAGCCGGAAUCGAGUUACUUCAUAGCCGACGUGGUGGAGAGUCCAACCAGGGAGAAAACGGAGGUCUUCCUGCAGAUCGAUCCGAGCGUGGGCGAGGAGACUGGGGAAAUUAAUUGCGGAGAAACCGAUGCUGAUACUGCAAUCCAUUGAAGCAAAUUCGCAAGAGACUUCCACUUCGCCAAGUUUUAAUUAAAUUGCCAUGGACGAUUACUUAUGGACAAUUAAUUAGAUAACUCGAGAAAUAUAUGGUCUAAACCUAGAAAAGGAUUCAAGUUUUGUUCAAGGAAAAGCUGCUGUAUAAAUAAAGGAUAUCGUGUAGAAACGAUAUAAAAAUGUUGGAUACGUUAAA
Wasmannia auropunctata (little fire ant) is the source of this 1816-nucleotide messenger RNA. RefSeq lists its product as uncharacterized. The record is from RefSeq and is a predicted model, not a curated record. The transcript has a single exon. Bases 556 to 1617 code for a protein of 353 amino acids. Lineage: Eukaryota; Metazoa; Arthropoda; Insecta; Hymenoptera; Formicidae.